AGAGAGAGCAGCCCCACAGCUGGGGUGGAAAAGAGCAGAGUGAAAUUGGAGGGGUGGGGGGAGAGUUGGAGUAGCGGGUUGCCUCUUUUGCAAGCCGCAGGGCUACCACCAGUGAGUGAACCUUGGAUCCCUCAACGUACUGCGAGACCCCGGUGUAUAGCCCGGACCUGUGCCCCAACAUGAUCGCGGCUCAGGCCAAGCUGGUGUACCAGCUCAAUAAAUACUACACAGAGCGCUGUCAGGCGCGUAAGGCGGCAAUCGCAAAGACGAUCCGCGAGGUCUGUAAAGUGGUCUCGGAUGUGCUGAAGGAAGUGGAGGUGCAAGAGCCUCGCUUCAUCAGCUCCCUGAGUGAGAUCGAUGCCCGCUACGAAGGGCUGGAAGUUAUCUCUCCCACCGAGUUCGAAGUGGUGCUCUACCUCAACCAGAUGGGCGUUUUCAACUUCGUGGACGAUGGUUCGCUGCCUGGCUGCGCAGUACUCAAGCUGAGUGACGGUCGUAAGCGAAGCAUGUCUCUCUGGGUGGAGUUCAUCACCGCAUCUGGCUACCUCUCAGCGCGCAAGAUCCGCUCGCGCUUCCAGACACUGGUAGCGCAGGCAGUAGACAAGUGCAGCUACCGGGACGUGGUGAAAAUGAUCGCGGACACUAGCGAGGUGAAGUUGCGCAUCCGGGAGCGCUAUGUGGUGCAGAUCACACCGGCGUUCAAGUGCACUGGGAUCUGGCCCCGCAGCGCGGCCCAGUGGCCUAUGCCCCACAUCCCGUGGCCUGGGCCCAAUCGGGUGGCAGAGGUCAAGGCCGAAGGAUUCAACUUGCUCUCCAAGGAGUGCUACUCCUUGACAGGCAAGCAGAGUUCUGCGGAGAGUGACGCCUGGGUGCUUCAGUUCGGGGAGGCUGAGAACCGACUGUUGAUGGGUGGCUGCCGGAACAAGUGCUUAUCAGUGCUGAAGACCCUGCGGGACCGUCACCUGGAGCUGCCAGGCCAGCCGCUCAACAACUAUCACAUGAAAACCUUGCUGCUGUAUGAGUGUGAGAAACACCCUCGGGAAACUGAUUGGGACGAAGCGUGCCUGGGAGACCGGCUCAACGGCAUCCUGCUGCAGCUCAUCUCUUGUCUGCAGUGCCGGCGAUGCCCCCACUAUUUUUUGCCCAACCUCGACCUCUUUCAGGGCAAGCCUCAUUCGGCUCUGGAGAGCGCAGCCAAACAGACCUGGAGGUUGGCCAGAGAAAUUCUCACCAAUCCCAAAAGCCUGGAUAAAUUAUAGAGUGGUGGAGACUACUUAGAAAAACAGCAAGAACAACAUACUUCCAUCACGCUUCAGAAAAACUAAAACUCCAAAACACAAAUGUUAUUUAAUCACCAAGCAAGAAGAAGGAGAAAAAAAAAAAAAAAACAUCCUCACCACCA
Molecule: messenger RNA, 1402 nt
Organism: Vombatus ursinus (common wombat)
Lineage: Eukaryota; Metazoa; Chordata; Mammalia; Diprotodontia; Vombatidae
Gene: MAB21L2
Product: mab-21 like 2
Exons: 1
Coding region: 180-1259 (359 amino acids)
Source: RefSeq, a predicted model, not a curated record